CGCUCCGUUUUUGUCUCACUAUCCUUGAACGGGACCACAGGUCAUUAAAGUGAUGUUUGCGGGGAAAGUUGCAUUACUACCUUACAAAUUACCGCACGGAUUGUUUGGUGAAGUAUAGACUCGGUUCGGCGCGGGUAGACUCGGGGAUUGCAGAUAACUUUGGAAGACGGAGUACAGCCCAUUGCCUCAGAGGGGAGAAUUAUCUAUAAUACUAUAUACCAGCUAUACGAGGUGCGAAACGUACAACUGCUCAGGUGCUUGGGGACUAUUUUACGGACUGGUCAAAGGCUUAUCACCCCCCCUCCCCUCCCCUUCCUCCCCUCUCUCCCUUUGUUCAGCUUGCACAGCAGGAGUGAAAUCCUUCGCAGCUGUUCUUCACGAGUGAAAGCAAUAAACAACACAAAGAUGCUUAGCCAGCUUGGCUGGGAUGCCGUAUCCCUGGGCGGAGUCGCUUGGGGUGUGUUGGCUAUCCUCUCGGGGUUGACCCUCCUCUACACCAUCUACAACCGCUACCUCCACCCCCUCCGACACCUCCCAGGCCCGCUCCUCGCCUCGCUGACCCCCUGGGUCCAGCUCUACCACGGCCUCCGCGGCGACCGCCACCUCUGGCUUCACGCCCUGCACGCCCAGUACGGCAGCCACGUGCGCGUGGCGCCCAACUUCAUCAGCGUCAACACCGCUCAGGGCCUGCACGACAUUUACGGCCACGGGAAGCGCCUCCGCAAGGCCGACUUCUACAACGCCUUCCCGGCCAUUAAGGGCGUGUACAAUACCCACAACGUCAUCGACAAGACGGCGCACGGCCGCAAGCGCCGCGUGCUGAGCCAGGCCUUUGCGGACCAUGCGCUCAAGAGUAUGGAGGAUGUGAUGCUCUUGCACGUCCGGCAGCUCUGUGCGGGGCUGAUGCCGCGGCAGCAGACCUCCUCAAAAGGGGGGUUGUUGCAGGAGAAGCAAGACGUGUUGUCACCGGCGGCGGCGCCGCCGGUAAUAGUGCAGGAUCUAGGUCGGUGGUUUAGCUAUCUCACGUAUGAUGUGAUGGGGGAGUUGUGCUUUGGGAAGAGCUUUGAUAUGUUGAUUGAGAGUAGUCGGCGGCGGUUGGUGGAAUUGGUGGAUCGCGCGGCGAACCGGCAUUAUGUUUGCGGUCUUUGGAUGCCUCUCGAUCGAUGGCACCUGGACCAGAUCUUUAUCCAUCGGUUGACCAACGACCGCUGGAACUUCAUUAUGAACUCCCGCGUCGAGGCCACGAAGCGCGCCCAGGAGCGCACCCAGGCCGGCCACGACGCCAAGCGCGAUUUCUUCUACUAUCUGCUGAAUGCGCGGGACCCGGAAUCCGGACAGGGGCUGACCACGCCGGAGCUCUGGGGCGAGGCCAACGUGCUGAUGAUCGCGGGCAGCGACACGACGUCGACCACCCUCUCGGCCACGGUCUUCUACCUGGUGCGUAACCCGCAUGCGAUGGAGCGGCUGAAGAAAGAGGUCCGCGAGGCGUUCACCUCGGUGGAGGAGAUCGUCUCGGGCAGCCGACUCAACGAGCUGGUCUACCUCAAGGCGUGUCUGGACGAGGCGCUGCGGCUGGCCCCCGCAGUGCCCGGGGCGCCUCCCCGCGAGGUAAUGGAGGGCGGCGCCGUGGUGGACGGGGUGUUCCUCCCGGAGGGGACCGACUGCGGGACGCCGACCUUCUCCAUCCAUCGGCAGGCGGAAUACUACCGUCAGCCGGGAGCGUAUCUGCCGGAGCGCUGGAUCGAGGGUGCGACGUGCCAGACGGGGCUGGAGUCCUGGAAGACGAGCAAGGAUGAGGUCGAGGUUGCGCGGCGGGCGUUCUGCCCGUUCAGCAUCGGCCCGCGCGGGUGCAUCGGGAAAAGCAUGGCGUUCAUGGAGAUGCGACUGACGAUUGCACGAUUGAUCUUUCUGUUUGAUUUCGAGUUGGCCGACCACCGGGGCGAAGACGCCGAGGGUCACUUGGCGUUGGUGGAUCACUUUACCAGUGCCAAAGUCGGACCCAAUGUGUUUGUACGGCUGCGGGGGUAGCAGCUAACUCAGCUGCUGUAAAUGGAUUUACAUAUUAAGUACAUACAAACAUACAUACAGACAUACACAUAUGAUGUUGAGCAA
Molecule: messenger RNA, 2112 nt
Organism: Aspergillus saccharolyticus JOP 1030-1
Lineage: Eukaryota; Fungi; Ascomycota; Eurotiomycetes; Eurotiales; Aspergillaceae
Product: cytochrome P450
Exons: 3
Coding region: 406-2028 (540 amino acids)
Molecular function (GO): iron ion binding; heme binding; monooxygenase activity
Source: RefSeq, a predicted model, not a curated record